CAGUCUUUCAUAUCUCUUUCACCCACUUACUCUGGUGCCCAAAAAGGUUGGCAAGAUCCAAGCAAACUAAGACCUCACUCUUCUAAUCGCACCAGAGAUGUGAUCCUACUAUUACUGGAUAGAUUCUGGUUCAAUCUGCAAGUUUCCAAGUUCUCAAAACUAGGCAUUGUCAGCCUCUUCUGUUUAUUCUCUUCUUUUUCUUGUUUAAUAUUAAUUUCCUGUUUGGAGUGCUCUGGACACUUUAGUUGUGGAACAAAGGAGAGCAGUGACAGGGCAGUAAGUCCUGAGCACUUCAGUGUGAUUGCAGCUACCUGCUCCAGCAGCAAAAUGACAUCUGAGAUUCAGAAACAUUAUUUACAGGCCUCAGGCAUGGAAGAGCUGAUAUGGGAACAGUACACUGUGACCUUACAAAAGGACUCUAAACGAGGCUUUGGGAUUGCUGUUUCUGGUGGCAAAGAUAACCCUCACUUUGAAAAUGGUGAAACAUCCAUUGUUAUCUCAGAUGUGCUCCAAGGAGGCCCAGCAGAUGGAUUGCUUCAAGAAAAUGACCGGGUGGUCAUGGUUAAUGGGACCCCUAUGGAAAAUGUUCCCCAUUCUUUUGCAGUGCAGCAGUUAAGAAAAAGUGGGAAAGUAGCUACAAUUGUAGUGAAAAGACCGAGGAAAGUUCAGCUCACUGCUCUGAGGAGAAGCCCCUCUCUGGACUACGAUGAUCGAGCUCUUGAUGUUAUGGAUGACCAAGCCGAGUUUGAUGGCAGAAGUGCAAGAAGCGGCUACAGUGAUCGGAGCUGGCAUGGCGGCAAUGGAGGGCGCAGCCAGAGCUGGGGAGACAGUCCUGAUCGGAGCUACCGACGAGAUCAGGAUAGAGGACGCACUUACAGCAGAGAUCGCAGCAGAGAAUGCGGCUACAGCAGAGAUUGGAGUCGUGGCAGGAGCCUUGACAGGGAGAGAAGUUUGGACCAAGAUCACAGAAGAGACCGGAGCAGGGGAAGGAGCGUUGAUAGAGAUGAUGGCUAUGAACGUGGCUAUGGUCAAGCUUACAACCACAGAUCUCAACCUGACCUUAGAUAUGAAAAGGAAGUCAGGAGUCGUAGUCGAGACAGGCUUUGUUCCCGCAGCCCCUCACUUGAAAUGCGCCGCCAGCAUGAGUUUCUAGGUCAGCGGGUCCAAGAUGGGCCUGUCGGUGUUCUCCUAACAAAAAAUAAAUCCAAUGAAGAAUACGGUCUCCGACUUGGAAGUCAGAUCUUCAUAAAAGAAAUGACCACUACUGGCCUGGCAACUAAAGAUGGUAACCUGCAUGAGGGGGACAUAAUUCUCAAGAUCAAUGGUACAGUGACAGAGAAUAUGUCAUUAACUGACGCCCGAAAACUGAUUGAGAAGUCCCGAGGAAAACUUCAGUUAGUAGUCCUGAGAGAUCGAAAGCAGACACUGCUCAACGUCCCUUCAAUGAAUGACAGUGAUUCAGAAAUAGAAGAUAUUUCUGAAAUAGAGUCCAAUCGGUCAUUCUCACCUCAAGAAGAGAGAAGAUUACAUCAUUCUGAUGCAGACUCUCAUUCGUCCAAUGAAAAACUAAAAGAAAAGUCAAAUGCAAAAGAUGAUUCAUCUAGCAGGUUGUCCAGGAUGGGAGCAAUGCCUACGCCUUUUAAAUCAACUAGUGAUAUUCCAGCUGCUGCUGUGGUCACGGACACUAGCAAAGAACCAGAGUACAAAGAAGAACCACCAGUGUCUCAGCCAAAAGCGAUCCCAAGAACGUUUCUUAAACCCAGUCCUGAAGAUGAAGCAAUAUUUGGCCCUAAUACAAAGAUGGUGAAAUUCAAGAAAGGGGACAGCGUGGGCCUCCGGCUGGCUGGUGGGAAUGAUGUAGGGAUAUUUGUUGCUGGAAUUCAAGAAGGCACUUCAGCUGAACAGGAGGGGUUACAAGAAGGAGAUCAGAUUCUUAAGGUGAAUACACAAGAUUUCCGAGGCCUUGUUCGGGAGGAUGCCGUUCUCUACCUGUUAGAAAUUCCCAAAGGUGAAAUUGUGACCAUUUUGGCUCAAAGUAAAUAUGAAGUGUACAGAGACAUAAUGGCCUGUGGCAGAGGGGAUUCAUUCUUCAUAAGAAGCCACUUUGAAUGUGAGAAGGAAUCUCCUCAGAGUUUAGCCUUCACCAGAGGGGAGAUAUUCAGAGUAGUUGAUACACUGUAUGAUGGGAAACUGGGAAACUGGUUGGCUGUGAGAAUUGGAAACGAACUGGAAAAGGGCAUCAUUCCAAACAAAAGCAGAGCUGACCAGAUUGCCACUGUUCAAAAUGCCCAAAGAGAUGGCUCAAGUGAUAGGGCAGAUUUCUGGAGAAUGCGUGGACAGAGAUCCGGAAUGAAAAAGAAUCUGAAGAAGAGCCGUGAAGAUUUGACUGUUAUUGCAUCUGUUAGCACAAAAUUCCCAGCCUACGAGCGAGUUCAUCUGCGAGAAGCUGGUUUUAAGAGACCUGUGGUAAUAUUUGGCCCCAUUGCAGACAUAGCAAUGGAGAAGCUGUCAACUGACUUACCUCAUCUGUAUCAAACUGCCAAGACCGAACCUAAAGAUGCAGGUUCAGAGAAGUCCACUGGAGUGGUGCGUUUGAACACUGUGAGGCAAAUUAUUGAGCAGGACAAGCAUGCUUUGUUGGAUGUGACUCCUAAAGCUGUAGAUCUAUUGAAUUACACCCAGUGGUUCCCGAUUGUCAUCUUUUUAAACCCAGACAGUAAACAGGGUGUUAAAACUAUGAGACAAAGGCUCUCUCCCACAUCCAACAAGAGCUCCCGCAAGCUUUAUGAACAAGCAAAUAAACUGAAGAAAACUUGCCAUCAUCUCUUUACAGCCACUAUCAAUCUGAAUUCAGCCAAUGAUAGCUGGUAUGGCAGUCUGAAAGAUGUGGUUCAGCAACAGCAGAAUGAAGCUGUAUGGGUGUCAGAAGGAAAGUUGGAAGGAAUGGAUGAUGAUGCCGAAGAUCGCAUGUCAUAUCUAACAGCUAUGGGUGCUGACUAUCUGAGCUGUGACAGUCGCUUGAUUAGUGAUAUGGAAGACACAGAUGGAGAAGGUGGAGCGUACACAGACAAUGAACUUGAUGAGCCAUCAGAUGAACCAAGUGUUUCCUCUAUUAGCCGUUCUUCUGAGCCUGUGCAUCAUGAGGAGAGUUUAAGAAAACCCAGCCCAGAACCAAGAGCUCAGAUGAGAAAAGCUGGUAGCAGAGAAGUGCUUAGAGAUCCCAGCCCACCUCCAGCAUUCAAGCCUGAGCCACCAAAGGGCAAGGUGCAAAGCAGAGAAGAUCCAUAUGACCUGCUCAGGAACUAUGAGUCGAAGCCAAGUGUCUCUAGUAUUGCCAGCAAUGAGAGCUUAACUGUGUCAGCCAAAGCAGCACCUCCCCCAGUUUUGGCAAAACCUACCUUUGGGCGUCCCAUCUUGAAAACCUCUCAGCCAGCAAUUCCACCUGCAGAGGAGGAGGAGGAGGACAAAGUGGAGGAACCUGCAGAUAUAGAGAAUGCUCCAAAAUCUGUGCUGGGGAAAGUUAAAAUAUUUGAGCAGAUGGAUCACAAGGCAAGAAAGCAAAGAAUACAAGAGCUGCAAGAGGCACAGAAUGCCAGGCUGGAAAUAGCCCAGAAACACCCAGAUAUUUAUGCUGUCCCAAUCAAAACACAGAAGUCAGACCCGAACUGGACCCAGCCCAUGAGUUCCAGACCUCCAGAGCCUCAGAAACCCCCUUCCCGAUCUUACCUAGAUAAUCGAGGAAGUUAUGGCAGUGAUGCAGAGGAGGAAGAAUACCGUCGGCAGCUAGCAGACCACUCCAAGCGUGGGUAUUAUGGACAGCCAUCAAGAUACAGGGACACAGAAUUAUAGACUCUUAUCUAGUAUCCAUACUGCUGCUUUGAGAUCCUCUUCUUCCCACAGUCAAAAUGGUGCAGGGGUAAUAGCUUUGCUGGGGGUCACAGAGUGCUCUUGGUGAACUUAGACAGACAUAUCCAUGCACUGGACCUGGAGGGUUUAGUUUUUUGGAGGAUAUACUGUUUUGACAUCUAAACAAA
Gavialis gangeticus (Gharial) is the source of this 4034-nucleotide messenger RNA. RefSeq names its product tight junction protein 2 (gene TJP2). The transcript has 23 exons. Lineage: Eukaryota; Metazoa; Chordata; Crocodylia; Gavialidae. The record is from RefSeq and is a predicted model, not a curated record. Gene Ontology annotation, molecular function: cell adhesion molecule binding. Gene Ontology annotation, cellular component: plasma membrane; bicellular tight junction. Gene Ontology annotation, biological process: cell-cell junction organization; protein localization to cell-cell junction; establishment of endothelial intestinal barrier. The coding region runs from base 328 to 3849 and encodes 1173 amino acids.